Molecule: messenger RNA, 1431 nt
Organism: Amoebophrya sp. A25
Lineage: Eukaryota; Dinophyceae; Syndiniales; Amoebophryaceae
Source: the annotation of a GenBank genome assembly
CACUUCGGAGCCCAUGAUGCUCAUGUGGACACACCAACCUACAUCUUGCCUCGGUGCAACUACGGGCGUAAAUUUAUAGACGACGCACGCUCCUUCGUCUUGCUACUCGAGAACCUUGUAUACUAUAUUAAUCCUAAUUGCCUUCACUUUGCAUAAAUUAUCAAAGAUGGCUUCAACCCGCAUCCUUUCCGAUCUCGCAUUGGACGCGUAUUUUGCGCCACAAAUAUCUUCCACGCGUCACCUCGACCAACUAAAAAAAGUCGCCGAGCCAGUUUUUUUCGCUCACCGAGAGUGGACGCAGCAAAACAAGGAAAUUCAGGAAACGCUGAAGCACGUUCCUGAGCUUGGCAGUGGUGCGGAUCGAUCAAAGCUAAGGCGAGUUUUGGACUUGUUGCGGUUGCAAUUUUCUGCAUUGAGUGACAGCUACAUGCGUUUUCAAGGAUUGGCGCAGAAUAUGCUGUCGAAGAUGGACAGGCUAGCGCUUCCGGUGGAGAGGGACCCGGUGCACAUGCCAGACUUGGUUCAUGAUACGGCUGUAGAGGAAGCUGAAGGAGGAGAUCCUAUAGAAGAUGUCGCGGCCAAGAAUGUAGUAGAAGAAGGGGAUCGACAUGUUGCUGAUAACGCGGUGGAAGAAGUUGACGGACGAGAUGAUGAUGUUGCUGAUAACGCGGUGGAAGUUGACGGACGUCGAGAUGAUGAUGUUGCUGAUAACGCUGUAGUCCAAGGGGCAGCGCAAGAGCAUGCCGUUGACAAGGCGGUAGAACAAGGAGAAGGAGGUGGAGAUCAUGAUCUUCCUGAUAACAAAGAUGUAGAACUACACGUUGUGGAAGGACGAGAUCAACGUGUUGAUGCUGAUAAUGCUGUAGUUGAAGCAGGGGAUCAUCCAGAACCACAACCAGAUGCAGAUGAAGCUGGUGACCACAGGGACGAGGUGAUGGGCAAUGAUGCUUCUACUGGUACAACUGAAGAUCGUGGAGAAGUAGCAAAUCAUGUUGAUACGGCGAACGCUCCUGUGGGUGUGGAACGAUGAAGAACGCGGCGGCACUAGACGAGCGUAGGAGUCGUCUGUAGUACAACUUCUACUACUUACUUCUACGCGCAGGAGACAUAACAACUAGACUCCGCACCAGGGUUGCAGUGCGUUGUAGUCGUACAGUUGUCGCGGCGUAUUCUUGUUGAAACCAUAAAGCGCUGACCGAGAGGAAUACGAGGACACAGCAGAGGACCAGGAAGUUGUACAGUUGCUAUAGGAUACAUGAGACAUGAGUUUGAGCUCCUUAGUAGCGUCCUCUCCUGCUACUCCACCUUAGAGAAGACACUUGCAGGCGGGUACUCAGUUAGAACAACUACUUAAAUACGAGCCAGACGAGCCAAACGCAAACUGGUUGAAGAUCUUGCAAUGCAACCAUUGACAUAUGGACAAGACUGUCG